AUGAGUGAAGAUUCCAUAUUUUUCCGGCAAGCUGCUGAAGCGUUGGUAGCAACGAGUUUGAACAGCGCGAACGUCGAUCCAACCAUAAAAGAGCUAUUGAGUCGCUUGAAGUAUGUAGACUCUCAAAAAUCGAUCGCUCGGGCUCCUCAGCAAAUCAUUGCUCCGGAGAAUAAAAACGUUCUGAACUAUUUCGACCAACUACUCAGCAACCAUGAUAUCGCUUCACCAUCGACAGAAUCGUCUUUGCACGGCUCGUCUGAUUAUACAGCAAACAAGAAGAGGAAACGUUUCGAGACUGUGGAACCUGUUCGUAGAGAUGACACCAAAGACAGACACAAGGCUAACAACAGUGGUACCGGGUCUGCAGACGAUGAGGGCAAGAAGUUCCCCUGUGCCAAAUGUGAGCUUGUUUUCAGGCGAUCGAGUGAUUUAAGAAGACAUGAAAGGGCUCAUCUGCCGAUACUGCCCAACAUUUGCUCGCUUUGCGGCAAGGGCUUUGCUCGCAAAGACGCACUUAAAAGACAUUUUGACACCAUGACGUGCAAAAGAAAUAGAGAAAAGCUUCUCAGCAUAGGCGGGGACAUCAACGAUAUACUGGAAAAGGCGAGGCUAAACGGGGCCAAGGUAUGA
This is a messenger RNA of Lachancea meyersii CBS 8951, 630 nucleotides long. NCBI's taxonomy places the organism in Eukaryota, Fungi, Ascomycota, Saccharomycetes, Saccharomycetales, Saccharomycetaceae. The record is from the annotation of a GenBank genome assembly.